Diaporthe amygdali is the source of this 1977-nucleotide messenger RNA. RefSeq lists its product as uncharacterized. Bases 1 to 1977 code for a protein of 658 amino acids. Gene Ontology annotation, cellular component: plasma membrane. Gene Ontology annotation, biological process: potassium ion transmembrane transport. Lineage: Eukaryota; Fungi; Ascomycota; Sordariomycetes; Diaporthales; Diaporthaceae. The transcript has 3 exons. Gene Ontology annotation, molecular function: potassium ion transmembrane transporter activity. The record is from RefSeq and is a predicted model, not a curated record.
AUGGGUUGCAUGAGCCACCGAAGGCCCAAUUUCGAGGUCCGACCUGAGCAAAAGUGGGAUUACAUCCAACUCAACGACUUCAAAUCUGGCAAUGCCUUCACGUACAUCGCAUAUGGCUAUCUGUACUUCUCGCUCAUCUUGUCCACGACCGUGUACGCAGUCGACACAUUCACGGCUGUCAACCUACUCGCCUUCAAUAAGUGGUCUUCCGAAAUCCAGCCGGCCGUCUCCUUCGACGUGACAAAAUGGAUCUUUUCCAUCUGUAUCAUUCUUUCUUUCCUCAACGUUGGAUACGAGCACAUCCGAGCUCAGCGUAUCAUGAGGCGAGGUUCCGUUGCUGAGUCGUAUCUGGACAACUUGGCCGUUCGCCUGGAGAGCACGAGAAUGGGAAAGGGCAAAGGAUGGCGAAGGUUUCUCGUCUUCGCAGAGCUGACAAAGAGUAAGAAGGGGGCCGAGUACAUCGCCCUCUUCACCUACUUCAGCUUCCAAUCUUGGAUUCGUGUCAUCUUCUGCUCCGGCCCUCGUCAAGCCGUCAAUGGCAUCACGCUAUAUUCGGUAUACACCGCCAAGCUAGCGAUAGAAGGAGACAGCUUCGAACACAGCUUGGAAAACUUCUUCGCUAAGAUCAAGGAGCUCGCCGAGCAGGACUACCAACAAGCACUGAUCCUUUCAGGCAUGGUCUUCACGCUGGUAAUCUGGGCUUUCUCCAUGCUCUCACUAAUUCUCGCGGCCUUGUUCUUCGUUUUCUUCCUCUGGGGUUGGAUUCCAAGGGACGACGGCGGUCUCUCGGGAUAUUGUGAGCGAAAGAUUAACAAGAGGUUGAUGAAAAUCGUCUCCAAGAAGGUCAAUGCGGCUAUUGAGGACCAAGAGAGGGCCCGAAAGAAGAAGGAGCUCAGGGCCGCCAAGAAGGCAGGCGAGCUGCCACCCGAGGAGCGGAAGGCCACCCUACCCAACCUUGGCGGCGAUGACAAGCUUCCUGGUAUGCCAAUGCUCAGCAGGAAUGACACCAUGGCCACACUGCCCGUGUACACUUCGCGUCCAGGCACACCUAAUGGCGGGACACCUGCCUUGCCUGCGUUCGAGAUGAACCAGAUGCGGCCGAUGCCCAAUAGGAUGGGUACGACAUCGACCACAUCCAGCCGGGCCCCCCUGCUCGGGGCGGGUGCCGAGAUGGGUCGUGCAUCCCCGGCGUUGAGGUCCCCCAUGGGUGGCCCUCCGCCGCUUGCCAGGGUGCAAACCAACCAGUCGAGCUUCGGCGGCUCUUACACACAGACACCAUCGUCAUAUUCACCAACGAGCAAUUACCCUCCCAUGCCGCAGCCUAUCCGGUCACCCACAUCCACGUCGGUCGGCUCCUAUGGCAUGCCACCAAGGUCAAACAUGACACCAGCCCCACGAGGAACGUUCGACGACUACUCCACGGGGCGAGCAAGUCCAGCGCCGUUGAGGCAAAUGCCUUCGCACUCGUCCUUUGAUGACUACGGUGGCCGCGCGAGUCCAGCGCCGUCAGCAAUGCCACCUCGGAUGAUGGGUCCAGGAUAUGGGCAAGGAGGCUACCCUGGCGGAGGACCUGGAGGUUACCCCACGAGAAGUGCGACCGGCCCUGUUCCGAACCGUGGGCCGCCGAUCCCGCAGCCGCAGAGAAACAUGACAGCUCCUGUGCAGCAAGGUAUUCGGAGACAGGGAACCGGAGAGUUCCGCUCGCACACGCCUGCUCACUCGGAUGCAGGAAGUGGAUACUUCAACUCCUCUGCUCCUGCAAAUGCCCGUGACUACCAACGGCCACCAUCGGAUGAGUACCGCCCCGGCACAGCUCACAGCCAACGGUCUAUGAACAGCCAGCCAAGCAGACAACCAACGUACGGCAGCGAGCGGACGAUGGGCGGACCGCCACAACACAACAGGCAGCCCACAAACGGCAGCGGAUGGAUGUCAGAUCUGGAGGGCCAGCGAGGAACGCCUGGACCUCGAUAUUGA